CCCUGCUCUGAGAAGCAGUCGAUAUCCCCCCAGGCGCCCUAUCCCACCUCUCACAUAAGUCUUACUCACCUCUCUCCCUCUUGCUCUUCUUCAUCACUCACAUCUCUCAGUAUUUCAGAGUUUAAAAGAUGUCCUGGUCGUAUGCAACCCUCUUGGCUCUCCUCACUGUGUUUUUUGCACUUUCAUGGUCUCCGGAGGCCAGCUCUGCAGCUGUGCCGGGUAGCACAGGCAGCACUAAAGAUCCUCAAGGUUCACUGAAGAGGGUCUUCAUGAAGCAGGCCGAUGCCUCAAACUUCUUCAGAAGACGCAGCAGACGUGGUGUGAAGUCCCAGGAUGAGCUGGACGCUGAGCAGAGGCAGAUUUUGGCUGCAGAUGAGCGGAAGAGAGAGUUUCAUGAGGAGAAGCGGAACGAGUUUGAGAGCUACGCUGAAGAGGAGCAUGACGAGCAAGAUGAGAGGAGCAGAGAGAGCACCGAGCAGUGGAGGGAGUUCCACUAUGACGGGAUGCAUCCUGCCUACGAGUACAACCGUCACUCCACCUAAGAGUGAUAAGAGGAGACGUGCGACAGCUACAUAGCGAUGCUUUUCCACACAAAACAUGACCGCUAACAUAGUAAAGGCAACGACUAUGCAAUGUAUUUUUCGAUUUCUAACUAGAUUAAUGAUUAAUAGAUUAAUCACAUGGUGUAAAAAUGGUCUGACAAAGUGGACAAUGAAAACAAGAAUAACAAGUUAAAAUCAAUGAAAAUGAAGAGCUUUUGGAAACUUAUU
Molecule: messenger RNA, 770 nt
Organism: Oreochromis niloticus (Nile tilapia)
Lineage: Eukaryota; Metazoa; Chordata; Actinopteri; Cichliformes; Cichlidae
Gene: ucmab
Product: upper zone of growth plate and cartilage matrix associated b
Exons: 5
Coding region: 129-542 (137 amino acids)
Biological process (GO): regulation of osteoblast differentiation; embryonic skeletal system development
Cellular component (GO): extracellular matrix
Source: RefSeq, a predicted model, not a curated record